Messenger RNA from Bactrocera tryoni, 3637 nucleotides. RefSeq lists its product as uncharacterized. The transcript has 10 exons. The record is from RefSeq and is a predicted model, not a curated record. Gene Ontology annotation, biological process: actin filament polymerization. Gene Ontology annotation, cellular component: actin filament; cytoplasm. Lineage: Eukaryota; Metazoa; Arthropoda; Insecta; Diptera; Tephritidae. The coding region runs from base 668 to 3262 and encodes 864 amino acids. Gene Ontology annotation, molecular function: actin binding; microtubule binding.
GCAGCGUCAGCACCUCAGUGCACGCUUACUUGUAUACUAUGUUGUUGGCUUACUACUAGCUAACCCGCGCUCGGCUUUUUAGCUUCUUCGUCAUCCAGUUGACGCCGCUGGUGAUGACGUUGCUGAUGCCUUCUGCUCGUUGGCUUGCGUGUGCGUGAGUGUGCGAUUAGCCAAGUAAUCGCAGUCCCCAGUUUGUUGUGUUGUGUCGCUUUUCGAGACAUUUGCGGCACGGCGUAUUGCCAUUUGAACGUUGAACGCGAGAGCGUUGUUGUGUUAAUGCGCGUGCGUGUGGUGUACUAAAACUUUUCAUUUACUAGCUAAUUGAGUGGCUAGUAAAUUUGCAGAAAACAAAUGAAAUUGAGUAAUGGUGUUGGCAGUGUUUGUGAUUGAGACGCGCCAAACAAGUGAAAAUAUUAUAUAUUGAAGCAAACAAUUAAAAUAAAAUAAAAUAAACGAAACAGAUCUGCCAAAAAACCAUUUGUCAAUUAACUAUAGAUCAGUGCUUUGCGUGUGUUGUGUUUUUCUUUCACUGCCAGUGAAAGAGUUUGCACCAAAAAAAUAUUUCGCACAUUCCGCUUGUUUUUAAUUAAUGUUUCUUAUAUUAAGUCAGUUCAGCAGCAAGCACAUUUGCUGCUGACUCACCUGUGAUUAAGUGUGCGCAAUAAAGAUGGCUAUACCACCACCACCGGGUCCACCGCCGCCACCAGGGCCACCACCGCCUCCGGCUAUGGGAGGUCUCAAAUUAGGUGGUGCCGGUGGCGGAGAUAUGCGUUCAGCGCUCCUACAAUCCAUACAAAAAGGCACUAAACUGAAAAAGACUACAACAGUUGAUAAAAGCGGACCAGCCCUAGCAGGAAAGAUUUGCGAUUCAACGUCAUCCGCAACGAGUUCACCGAAACGAAUACACAACAAUAAUAAUAACAACAACAAUAUCAGUAAUAGUAAUAACAAUAAUGUGGGCAAUGGCGCACCAAAAUUGGGUGGCUUAUUCGAAGGGUUAACCUCAAUGCCCAAACUGAAGCCAGUCAAUGGCACUAGUCGUGCCCAAGCACCGGCAAUCCCCACUGCUACCAAUAACGACUCGUCCGCAGUGAGUAGACGCAACGACACAUCGCCACCGGCGAACGCCAACAGCGGAAAUAACGGCAGCAGUAAUGGUCCAUUAGAUUUCAAUACUGAACUAACAAAACAUUUGACGCUGAAGCGGCAGAAGCAACAGCAGCUACAACAGCCGGUCAAUGCGACCGAGGCGAAUUUACGCACAAAUCGCGGACCACCACCGCAGCCGCCAUCGACGCCACCGAAAAAUCUCUCAACGCAGAGCGCCUCCGACUCGGUGUUGGAGAAAACGAGAGGUAUUAACGCGUCGUCAGCUGGUAUACGCGCCAGUCCGUUGGCGGCAAACCACAGCAAUAGCAAGGCAUCAUCGCCUACGCUUUCGGAGAGCAGCAAUGGCAGCAACAAAAUCGCUGGUGGUGGCAGCAGCAAUAGCAUCAAAAGUAAAGCGGCUAGUUUGAAUUUAACAUUAGGCAAAACAAAUUCAAAUGUUGUAAAUAAUAAAAGUAGUAAUACAAACUCUUCUUCAACUACAACGACCUCGUACAAUUAUAAUUCAAUCAACAACACAAUUACCACAACAACAACAAACAAAACAACAACAAACCAUUUAAACUACAAAAGCAGCCUGAACAGUACACUGUCGAAAGCAACACAAUUCCAACAGCAGCAGCAAACAUCACCUGCACCGAGCCGAGGCAAUAUCCUACCGAACAAGUCAUCAUUAUUCGGCACGAAUGGCAUAAAUAGCGCUGCUGGCUCCUCUGCAACGGGUAGUAACAAUUCGCUUGCCACCCCUACCACAGCAUCAACGACGACGCCGACUAAUAAGUCGCCGACGCCAAGUUUGAAGCCGGUGCCAAAUCAUGGCAAACCGAAUUUUGCUCCCAAACCGCCAGGGUUACAGCAAUUGGCAUUGGCGAGCAGUCAACGUACAACCGUGUCGCGCCAUCAUAGCAUGAAGUCGCCAAGAUCACCACCAAUUGCAGCGCCAGGUGCGCCCAUAUUCCCCAACCAACAACACUUCGGCACAAUGCGCGCACCACUCGCCCAACUGUAUCAGUCGCAAGAAGCAAUCAACAGCAGCGGCAUGCGUCCAGCGCCAAAUCCACCAAUUGGUCGGCCUACAGUGGCACCACCGAAACCGCCAUCAGUCAAACCACCGCCACCGCCAACACCGGCGCGCAGCGUCUCCAAUUCCAAUCUGAAUAGUAUUGUGGGAGGCCAAAGUACCGCUGCCAAUGGCAAUGCGGCCAUACCAUAUAGCGCUGUGAACACUACACUUAUCUCUUCCGUAAACAGCAAUAAUUACUCAUCGCCCACCACAACGCAACCACCUUCCAAUUCUUCUUCCACCAGUAGUGUGUCAGCGUUGCGUGAUCAAUUUCGUAGCACAACAAAUGCAACACCACCACCACCACCACUGCCGCCAACAGCAAGCGUUGCUGCUGCCAAUAUGAAGUCGUCCAGCAGUAGCAGCGCUCAGGGCAGUCCAGGUAGUCCCGGCAGCAGGCAAGCGUCGAGUCGAGAAAAGCCCAUAAAGGCAAUCAUAUUGAAUGGUGGUCCAUUGAAUGCGCCACCACUGCCACCACAUCGAACAGUUCAAGCGCCCCCGCCGCCGCUACGUCAAACGAGUAAUACUGGCAAUAACGUGGCACCAGUGCCGCCACAACGACACUCUUCCAUACGCGCCAACGCACCUGUAACACCGCCAACAGCCAACAACAACAAUAUGCCCAUGUUCGGCAACAAUGCUGGCAAUCUAUCGCACGCCAAUUCAGUCAGCCGUUUGAUCACCGAUUUGGAAUCCCGUUUCGUCUUCCACAAUGUCACCGAAUUCCCAAAACCGCCACCGUUUCUAAAUAUUCCAAAAGUCUAUACAGCCAAAGCGAAUGCGCCACUUCCAGGAACUAACAUAAACAACAACAACAACCAUUUUGAUGGGCAAAACACUGCAACACCAACAACAGCAGCAGCCUCCACAGAUACAACAUCACCAGCGGUAGCAAGCGGUGUGGCACGCAAACAGCUAGCACAACCGUUAUUUCCCUUGGGUGUGAAGAAGCAUCGCGCACCCGCACCACCACCGCAAGCCGGUGUGGCUGCGGCAACGGUAUCUGUGAUAAGACAAUCGAGUUUCCUUUAUGGCAGCGCCGGUGUGGGUGGUGCUGUAGCACAACAACAACAACAAGCACAGCAGUGGUAAACAUACCUCUGUAAUGUGUAGUGGAGAGGAAUGGAUUAGAGUGGAGUGGGUUGGAGUGACGUAUGUGAAUCAUAGUAAAAACAUAUUUUUAGCAAGAUAAUUAAAAAUAAAAUAACUAAAUAUAGGCAUAAUUAAAUAAAUCAGUAUUUAGUAUUUAAUAUAUGUUAUAUUGAAUAUAGUAUGAAUAUGUAAGUGUAGUUGUAUUUGUAGUUUAAUAUUCUCAAAAGCAAUUUCUGAUGGUGCACACGAUUCGGCGGAACACCUGUCACUUAACUUCUUAAGCGAAGUUGUUGUAAUUUCUAAAGUAAACUAUAGUAAUUUUUAAAAAAUAUACAUAUAAGCAGGGUUGUGAAUUCUUUAAUUAAAAGAUUUUGG